ACAUCGCCGCUGCUGCACAUGCGCUCUCGGAGAGCCCGCUGGGACAGCGGCCCGGAGGGGACGCCUUUCGAGAGCGGACCUUCCGGCGCGCAGCCAGGAUGGCGGCGGAGGGCUCCUGCGAGCUGCCGGUGGUGCCGGCGGCAGGGCUUGGCCUGUCCGGGGCUCCCUCCGCUUCCUGCCGGCGCUGCAGCAGCAGCUCCAGCUCGUCAUCGUCGUCCUUCUCCUCGCCUUCGUCGUCGUCCUCGUCGUCGUCGUGCGGGGGCUGCCUCGCUCCCCCGGCCCCUCCCGCCGCGGGCGGCGUGCCCGGGAAAUGGGUCCGGCUGAACGUGGGCGGCACCUGCUUCCUCACCACCCGGCAGACGCUCUGCAGGGACCCCAAAAGCUUCCUUUUCCGCCUCUGCCAGGCCGACCCGGACCUCGACUCCGACAAGGAUGAAACAGGUGCCUACUUAAUAGACAGAGAUCCAACCUACUUUGGACCGGUGUUGAAUUAUCUCCGACACGGGAAACUGGUUAUCAAUAAAGACCUCGCAGAGGAAGGUGUGCUUGAAGAAGCUGAAUUCUACAACAUCACAUCCUUAAUCAAACUUGUAAAGGACAAAAUAAGGGAACGAGACAGCAAAAUCUCACAGGUGCCAGUCAAGCACGUUUACAGGGUGCUGCAGUGCCAGGAAGAGGAGUUGACUCAGAUGGUCUCCACCAUGUCUGAUGGCUGGAAAUUUGAACAGCUAGUCAGCAUUGGAUCUUCCUAUAACUAUGGGAAUGAAGACCAGGCCGAAUUCCUUUGUGUUGUUUCCAAGGAGCUGCACAACACCCCUUAUGGCACAGCCAGUGAGCCCAGCGAAAAGGCAAAGAUCUUGCAGGAGCGAGGUUCAAGGAUGUAACUGUGCCCCAGUAUUGAAUGCUGACAAGUUUUCCUUUACAUUGCCACAUGAAGAGGCUUGGCACCAAGAGGAUUUCGCUUGUUCAGACCAUUUCUGUAGUUCUGGAUUUUGAACCCUGAAGGUGGUGCUGCAGCUGGAGCCGGCUGCUUGCAGAUGCCUGCCUUCGGCAGCAAGAGGGGUUGUGUUGGCUCUGGUGCCCGGUUGUGCUGAUCUUAAUCCCAUGGAAAGAAGAUUUGACUUCACUCUCUGCUUUCCUUCCGAAGAGAUAUAGUGAUGCUUUGCUGACUGUAGGGAAAUGAUUUGGGUUUUAAUCAUUGUAGGCAGUUCAAGGUCAACAUACUUGGUGCUAUGAAUAAAUUACAGCCCACAUGUGGGCAGACAUCCUUAAGCAGCUCCAGUUGACUGUGGCAGUUGCUGUACAUUCCUUGGGGAUCUAUUGUAAGAAUACACUAGCCCAGACUAAGGGAGGGGUGCAUCUUCUUCCCCCUCCCGACCCUGCUUGCUUCAGUACCCAGACGGUAUUCUCUUCUUGGGAAGAAGGUCUUAUUUUGUCCACAUCUCUAGGGACAGCCUUCCUCUCCAGGUAACUUGCUCCUGCAAAGGUUAGCCUCCAAUUUUAGCUACACUUUAGGAUUGAAACCGCAAUUAAACAAAAAUAAUAUGGCAAAUACCUUGCCUUGCACACAUGUGUGCACACAAGAAAGAAAACACACACACCAAAGUUGUGUUCUUUGUUUUUAGAAAUGCCUGCAAGUAUUGCUACCCCUGUGGACUCACAGCACUGAAGGUAGGCAUGGGGGUUGAGUCUUCAUGGGUGCUCCAUCAUGAAGGCUGGGAAUGAGAAUCUCUGUGCUCAAAAGCAUCAGAGCUUGUGCAGCUGAAGGCAGGAAUUGUGAUUCUUUAACAGAUGUUUACAGUCAUUUCUACAUUCUCUUAUCUAUGCAGUUCCUUCUGAUGUUUGGCAAGUACUGUCAAUAACACUUGUGGUUUCAUUGAGAGAGGCUUGUGGUAAAUGUGAAGAAACACAACUGGAGCUUUUUAGUGUACUGUGUUUAAAUGAAACCGUUAGCAUGUCUUUUGAAAAUAGGUUUAAAGGAGUAUAUACAGAUCUCUCUGCUUCAUAGAGCACAGAGAGGAGCCCUUGCUUGUCUGAGGCUCUCGUAACAUGCUACCUAUAUUUUAACUUUCAUUAAGCAACUCACAGAAGCUGCGUGUAUACACACCCCUUCCUUUUCCAUUCAGAUGUGUGGAGUCCUCACAAUCUUGAGCAUCCCUUGUCUACCUGCAUUUUUGAUCUGGUUUUUGGCAAACCUUUUCUGCCCAGUAGAUCAGCAAGUGGGCCAUUUGUCUUUUGCCAUGGAGACUGGCCUGCACAGAAAGUUGCAAGGCCCUCCUCAACAUUGAAUAAUCUGUUUGUCUUUUUUAAGAUGUUAGCAUUGAAAUGAAUUUACUAAAAUGUAAUUCUUCUGAAGGGUGAAAUGUUUCUACUUUUAUACUU
This is a messenger RNA of Lacerta agilis (Sand lizard), 2382 nucleotides long. RefSeq names its product potassium channel tetramerization domain containing 5 (gene KCTD5). Bases 99 to 884 code for a protein of 261 amino acids. The record is from RefSeq and is a predicted model, not a curated record. Gene Ontology annotation, cellular component: Cul3-RING ubiquitin ligase complex; cytoplasm. Lineage: Eukaryota; Metazoa; Chordata; Lepidosauria; Squamata; Lacertidae. The transcript has 6 exons. Gene Ontology annotation, molecular function: cullin family protein binding. Gene Ontology annotation, biological process: protein homooligomerization; proteasome-mediated ubiquitin-dependent protein catabolic process.